Molecule: messenger RNA, 3567 nt
Organism: Blepharisma stoltei
Lineage: Eukaryota; Ciliophora; Heterotrichea; Heterotrichida; Blepharismidae
Source: the annotation of a GenBank genome assembly
AUGGAAGAGUCCAGCUAUAAAGUAUUUUCUAAUUAGGAUAUCUGCAAGGCUAAUAAUGUUCAAGAAAUCAAAGAAAUAAAUGACGCGUUGAUUUCCCGCGAAAAAACUAUAAGUAUCACCACGAAUCGAUUGCUUGUAAAGCCUAAUUAGAAAGAUAAAGAUUUCUAUUGUCUUAUUCUCCUCAUUUAAUAACGAACUUAUCAAUUAGGCAAUUUAUAAAAUUAUUUAUAUAAAAAAUUAUUUUUAAUUUUAAUUGAUAAAACUUUCACAAAUGUGAAUUAAGGAUCAAAUAUUUGCUCGUUUAUUAAAUGGGUGGAGUUAGUGAAACACUUCUACAAAGCUCUGAUUUAGGAUUUUUAAAAAGCAUUGAAAUUCAUAAUCAAAACCUUUCUGUUGAUGCAUGCAAAUUUUUGUACUUGGGAUUAAAAGAGAACCUGAAUAUUAUGCAUUUGAAUUUAAAUUCAAAUUUCAAUUUGAAUACCAACUCAAUGACUUAUAUAAAUUUUUUAUUACUGGAAAACACAACAAUUGAAGUUUUAGAUUUAUCAGACAACAAUCUACAUGACGGUUCUAUCUUUGAGCUGUCAAAUAUAGCUAAAGAUAUACGACUUAAGGCGCUCAUUUUAGAUAGCAAUGAAAUAAAAGAUUCUGAAAUAUGGCAAGGGCUGUCUAUAAAUGAAUUUAUUGAGGAGUUCUCUAUUAGUUACAACCCACUAACAUUUGACUGCAUAGCCUGCAUUUUAGACAUGCUAAUUAAUAACAAAGCUUUGAAAUAUUUAGGGAUCAAUGGGGUCGAUUUAAGUGACCCAGCACCUAUAAAAGAAAAUCACCAUGGAUUUUUGACAAUGCAUGAAGCAUUAAUUUUUCAGCUGGCAAAUGUUUUGAGAUAUAGUGGAUUAUCUAUAGUUGGGAUUGAUAUUGACCCUAUGGACAUUCUGGCUUUAGAAGAGCUGGAAUGCACUCUUGUUAAAUACAAUCAUUUUCUUACAGCAAUAGUUUCAGAAUCUAUAAACUGGCUAAAAUUGCCUCCGGGAAGUCCUCUCAUAAGAAUUUUCCGAGCACUGAAAGCUAAUACCAGAAUUAAUAAAGAUUUUUAUUUACCCAAAUAUAUAAAAAAUCCUCACUUCCCCUCCUUAAAAAAACCAAAAAAUUUUGCUUGCUUAUUUUUUAAACAAAAUUUUAUAUAAAUUUUGUUUUUUGAAUUUAAAAUAUCCAUUUUCGCAAAAGUUGAAAAGCAAAAUUAAUUUGCAAAAUUUAUGUUUUAAAUUGCUAAGUUGUUUAAAAUUAAACACAAAUAUCUAGAGAUUUUAUUAUACUAAUAAUCACUUAUAUAUAAAUUUUUAUUAUUAAAAAAGUUUUUGUUUUGCUCACAAAUAUUAUGUUCCCAAAAAAUAGGAUUUUUCGAAUGGUUUUGUUCGUUCACGGAGAGGAGGAGUCAGCACCAGGAUUUAUUUAGAUUUUUAGAGGUAUUGCGGCUAAGAAAUGGAGAAACUAUUUCUUACUACGAUUCCAACAGCUCAGAUUAUGUAAGAAUAGAAGAGGAGUCUGCAAAGAAAAUGCCUGAAACCCCCCAAUUUUCCUUAUCACAAGGGAAAAUUAAUUUCGAUAUUGAUUUAAGCGAUGAUGAAAGCAUUGUAAACGACUUAUGCAGAAAAAAGCUAGAAAGAGUAAGCUUGCUCAAUGAAGUUAAGCCAAUUAAUGAGAUGAUACAGAAAACUAUAAUAACUGAAGAAACGCCACAAUCAUCAAUUAUCACUACACCCAAAGCUGAGAAUAGAUCCUAUAUUUCAGAAAAGUCUCACAUAAUAAAUAGCCAAAGUCCAUAUGCUUCUGAUGGCUUAAAAGGAGACCAAAUAAUGGAGAAUUUUCAAAACAUUAUUCAAGCCAUUGAAAAAUUUGAUGGAAAAUUAGAAGAUUUGUCAACUAGGGUAAACAGAAUAGAAAUUGCAGUGAAUAGCUUACAGAACGAGGUCGUCUUGAACAAAAAUGAAAAAAGCCAAGAGAUUGCUGAAAUUUCUCAAAAAAUCGCAGAAAUUUCUGAUAAAAAGAAAGAAUUUAUAAAAACACGAACUAAAAAUGAUAAAGCAAUAAAUGCGCUGACUGAAAGAAUUACAGAAAUAGAAGCAGAGCAGAAAAAAUUCUCUGCGACCAAAGCUGAAAUUGACAAAUCCCUAAAUCUUCUAUCUCAGAAAAUUACAAAGGUAACCAGAGUUCAGUCUGAGCUAAUUUCUCAGCAAAAAAAUGAAGAAUACCAACAACCUGUGAGUUCUCGUACACAAAAAUCCUCUGAAAAUAAAAUUAUUAAGCCAUUCAAACCUCCGACCAAGCUUAGAAUUUCAACCAAAGAAAAUGUUAAAACUAACAGUAGUGAUGAAAGCACAAUAAAUGAAGAAAUUUCAAAACUUGAGGCAGAAAUCAAAUAUGGAGCAUUUGACUAUGUCGAACAAGAAAAGUUCAAUAAAGAUGUAAAACGAAGACUUUUGACAUUAGAAAACAACGAGAAAAAACUUUCAAAAAUCAAAGAAUUAACUCAAAAUUUGCAAGCAGAAUUAAAAAGCAAGCUAUCAAGAUUAGAUGAAAAUUUAAGGACUGCAGAAGAAUACAAUCAUGCUAAUAAAUCUAUUUUGUACUCUAUUAAUGAGCUUGAAAAAAGCAUGCAUAUUCUAAAUCACAAAGUCUUCAAAGAAAUUUCAAACAUUAAAGACAGCUUUAUGAUUGAAUAUAAAGAUCCAGCAUCUACAAAUGAAAAAUUUGAUACAUCAAAACAAAGAAAUACAUUUGAUCCAAAAUCUUUUUAUAAAACUAACCAAAGCACUUUUCAAGGAAAAUCAAGGGAUAGCUCAAUGAUCAAAAAUAAUCCAAUAAAAAUCCCUAAAAAGCCAGAGGAAUUUGGCAGCAUCAAGCAGAAUCAGUAUGAAAGAUAUAAAGGUGAAGUUUUGAAAAAUGAUGAAAUCGAUGACUCAUUUGAUGAGAGACUUAUGAGACUUGAUAAAUCCAUACAAAAAACACCGACAUCUGACAAAAGUAUUCACUCCCCCCCCCCUUUAAAUUGAAACAAAAUAUAGGUAAAAUUCCUACUUUUUUUUGGGAAAUUACCCCCCUUUAAAUUGAAACAAAAUUUUAUUAUAAUAGAAAAUUUUAUAGGUAAAAAUCAUUAUUUUAUAUGUAAAUACGUUAAUACCCUAUUUAAUAUGCUUCAAACAUAGGCAUUGUCAUAAAAUUAUAAUGUUAUUAAAUAUAAUUUACUCAAUUUAUUGUCUCUUUAAAUUUAUAUAAUUUAUUUUCUAUAAAAUUUUAUCUCUGAAAAAAAUUUUUAUAUAUAAAUUUUUUUAUAAAAAAAUUUUCUUAACCCCCCUUUAAAUUGAAACAAAAUUUUUUGUUUCAAUUUAAAAGGGGGGGGGGAGUCAGUCUCCUGAAAAAUCAUUCAUAACUGAUUUAAGCGAUGUUUUCCCAAGCGAGGCUGAAAGCAUUAUGCUUAAUGUGAUGCUGGAUAAAAUUGACAAAAAUCGAAAAGUGGCCUCAAAUUACUCUUCUUUUUAUAAAAAUAACGUAAGUAAUUAUGAUUAA